AUGGUGUGGAGAGCGCCGCUGCGAGUUGGGACGCGGUCCGUGAUAUUGCUCGGCCGCACUAUUUGUGGCCUGCUCGACGUAGGCCAUGGUAUCGCCAAUGUCAUCGUGCGCCUGUCACUGACGCUGUUUUGUUUGGGACUUGUUCUGCAGGCCUUAUCAAACGCCGCCGAUCCGUACAGGUGCCGGGCUCUCAUACGGCACGGCUCCUGGCCACCAUACGCACCUCCAAAGGUCAAUGCCGCCGCAGACUAUGAGCAGCUCGAGACACUCCAGCGUGAGGGCCGCGAGCCGCCUCCGGCACGGCCGUUUGACAAGUGGGAGCCGGCCGGCUGCCGCAUGCACGAGUAUUCGCGAGAAGACAUCCGUGAGUGUUUGGGUGGCAAGCGCGUGCUCUUUGUCGGCGACACGACCAUGCGUGUGCUCUUCUUUGCCGCAUUGACCCGGCUCGAGCACGAGGUGGCCGAAUGGCUUCUGCGAACGACGUUCACCGAGAGCAACCCCCGACAUGACCUGGCCAUUGACUCGGAAACGGUCCACCUGCAUUUUAUUUGGGACCCGUGGCUGAACUCGACGGCGCUUGACGACGAGAUCCGUAUGAUGGAGCCCGGCGGCGACAAGCACGCUGGCACGGAAUUGAAGCCAGAUUUGGUCAUCAUAGGAUCGGUCGGACUCUGGGCUGCACGUAAUGCAGCGGACGACAAAUAUUUCGACACCUUUUGCACAGCAACCGAUCGAGUGACCCGUGUCAUGGGUGACGAGGUGCGUCCUUUUGACGGACAACACUCUGCAAAUUACGUCUUUCUCGCGCCGGUCACGAUCCCCCGGUACGAGAUGCUUCUGCCUGGACGUGCCGAAGCGAUUUCGCCGGAUCGGAUCAAGCGCAUGAACAACUACCUCGCAAAUGUGUCACCCGCCGUACAGUCCCACAUUCUGACCUCUUACAACGAUAUGACCAACCACAUUCCCGAAGCCUAUGAGGACACGGGCUUGCAUGUCACUGCUACUGGGCCGAGCAUCAACGGAGUCAGACUCUUCGAUGGUCGAGCCCGAGCCAACUCGACGAACAGCACCAACCCCAACUUCGGUACCUCGUUGCCAGACGAUGUACGUGUCCGAAACUCUGUUAGCCAGGACGCGGGGUGGUUGGACCGGGUCUUGAUUGCCGUUCUGUACCGGGAUGAAUUUACUGCUCCUAUCCAGACUAUGAUUGUCAUAUUCAGCUCCGUCUUCUUUUUCGGGUUUGCCAGCGCUACAUCCAUGUCGCCGCUUGUUGAAGACGACACAUCGCAUCCCUACAUAACGAGUGUUGCGGUUGCCUGUUUCGCCGUUGUGCGGAACUGCCACAGCCAGCUGCGUGCAAGAUACAUGAUGUUGCCAGCAGCGUUGGGCACCAUGGCUCUUGAACUAUUUGUCUUGCACAACCACAUCCUCCUGUCUGGAAAUGGGACCGGCCACCUCCGACUCCUGUCCCUGUAUCCAUCCGCCGUUGAAGAAGGCGCUUCUUUCCUGGAGAACGUCUCCAGAGCCAAGAUUGCGACCGUACAUUGCCUCGAGAUUGUUAGCAUCACCGUUGUUUUCUUACUUGUCGCUCGACACACAUACAAGUCUACCCGCUUUCUAAGUCUACUACUGUUCGGAGACCGUGUUGCGGAGUAUGGGGGACAUUCGCCCUUACCUGCAAGCAUAAGAGGCCCCGUCAUCGGUAUCGACGCCAGUUUAGCCGCUUUUGAUUCUGGACACUAUGAGCUCCCAGAGUAUGGCGAUGAUGACUCUUUGACGGCCGCCAAGGAGCCGCCGGCCAUACACCUGAGUCCAACAAACUUGGGUGUUCAAAUCCGGGCAGCGAGUGUACUACUUUUGCUAUGGGGCUUCAACAAGUUCUAUCUAUGA
This is a messenger RNA of Sporothrix brasiliensis 5110, 1890 nucleotides long. RefSeq lists its product as uncharacterized. Bases 1 to 1890 code for a protein of 629 amino acids. The record is from RefSeq and is a predicted model, not a curated record. The transcript is spliced from 3 exons. NCBI's taxonomy places the organism in Eukaryota, Fungi, Ascomycota, Sordariomycetes, Ophiostomatales, Ophiostomataceae.